This is a messenger RNA of Mobula hypostoma (lesser devil ray), 5875 nucleotides long. It is a transcript of the gene arid4a, whose product is annotated as AT-rich interactive domain 4A. Gene Ontology annotation, molecular function: transcription cis-regulatory region binding. The transcript is spliced from 25 exons. NCBI's taxonomy places the organism in Eukaryota, Metazoa, Chordata, Chondrichthyes, Myliobatiformes, Myliobatidae. Gene Ontology annotation, cellular component: nucleus. The record is from RefSeq and is a predicted model, not a curated record. Bases 121 to 4095 code for a protein of 1324 amino acids. Gene Ontology annotation, biological process: regulation of transcription by RNA polymerase II.
CGCUCAACAGCUUGUUAUUUCGGUUUUCGCUGGGACCUAGGGAAGUGGACGUUAGCGGUGGACGUGUGUGAUGAUCACCACUUCGAGCUGGAACGACCCAAGUGAACAGGACACCCGAAAAUGAAGGCAACUGAUGAGCCUGCCUAUCUCACAGUGGGUACAGAUGUUAGUGCCAAGUACCGUGGUGCCUUCUGCGAGGCAAAGAUUAAAACUGUGAAGCGACUAGUAAAGGUCAAGGUGCUCUUUAAGCAUGACAAUUCUACACAAGUUGUCCAAGAUGACCAAGUAAAAGGCCCAUUGCGGAUUGGAGCUUCAGUCGAGGUGAAAGGAUCUGAUGGUUCUUACCAAGAGGCUGCCAUCAAUAAAUUGACAGAUGCAAGCUGGUAUACAGUAGUGUUUGAUGAUGGUGAUGAGAGGACACUUCGACGAACAUCUUUAUGCUUAAAGGGAGAGAGACAUUUUGCUGAGAGUGAGACCCUUGACCAGUUACCACUUACAAACCCGGAGCACUUUGGCACACCUGUAAUUGGAAAGAAAACAAAUAGAGGAAGGAGAUCAUCGUCUGCUCCUGCACCUGAAGAUGAAAGGGAGGAAGAAUCAAGUGAAGAAGAAGAUGAUGAUAAGCGACGUCUUAAUGAUGAACUUUUGGGCAAAGUCGUUUAUGUAGAUUGCAAUGUGGAUAAAAGAAAAGGCUGGUAUCCAGCUUUGGUGCUGUCUCCAAGUUGCAGUGAUGAAAUCACUGUGAAAAAGGAUCAAUGUUUAGUACGAUCUUUUGCAGACUCCAAAUUUUAUCCUAUAGCAAGAAAGGAUAUAAGAGAGCUAGAUUGGGACAAAGUUUCAAAACCAGAUCUAGUCGUUAAACAAGCACUGGAAGAAGCUCUCAAAUUCCAUCAGCAACGGAUUGUUCCUGAGAGCUGGAAAGUAGACAUGAGUGUCAUCUUAGAAUCCUCAAGUAGUGAUGAAGAGGAAGAGGAAACAGAGAAUGAUGAAGACCACGAGGAAAAGAAACAAGAGGUAGAGGAGGAGCUAGAUCCAGAAGAGAGAGACAAUUUCUUGCAACAACUCUACAAAUUCAUGGAGGAUAGAGGAACACCUAUCAAUAAACCACCAGUACUAGGCUACAAAGACCUGAAUCUUUUCAAACUCUUCAGACUGGUGUAUCAACAUGGUGGAUGUGACAAUAUUGACAGUGGUUCUGUAUGGAAGCAAAUCUACAUGGACCUCGGUAUUCCAAUUCUGAACACUGCUGCAUCUUAUAAUGUGAAAACAGCAUAUAAGAAGUACUUGUAUGGCUUUGAAGAAUACUGUCGUGCAGCUGAUCUUCGCUUUAGGACCAUUCAUCAUAUGGAACCUAAAGGAAAAACAUUGGAAAAAGGUGAAGAGAAUGGUGCAUAUGAUCCAAAGAAAGUAUCUGGAGCUUCAGACGAAGAAACAGAUUUUGAGAAAAGUGAUGAAGCUGCAAAUGAAAAAGAGGAAAAAGAAGUCAUAACUCCAAGAGGCCGAAGGAGAAAUACUACGCCUGCCAAAAAAGAAAUCAAAGAAACAAGUAAAGAAGAAAUGUUGAAUGAGGAAAACAAUAAAGAAAAUAAAGACUCUAAAGAAGACUUGAAAAAACAAGAGAAAGAAAUGGAUGCAGCACAGCAGAAAAGUACAUCAGUGUCCAAAAAUAGAGGAGAGAAGAAUAAGAAAGAUGAACCUGAGAAGAAAUCUGAGGAAGGAGAGGAAUAUAAUGAAGGCAGAGAAGAAGACCAUGGGAAUAGACAAAACAAAGAAGCAGAUGAAAGUAAAAAAGAUGGCGAUGAUGAGGAGGAAGAUGGGGACGAGGAGGAAGAUGACAAUGAAGGAGAGGAGGAAGAGGAGGAAGAAGAAGAAGAAGAGGAAGAUGAAGAGGAAGAUAAUGAAUUUGAACGAUUCCCUUCUGGAACAAAAGUUAAAGUAAAAUAUGGGCGUGGGAAAAAUCAGAAAAUCUAUGAAGCCAAUAUUAGAAAUUCUGAAGUUGACGAUGGGGAGGUGGUCUAUUUGGUGCAUUACUAUGGUUGGAAUACAAGGUAUGAUGAAUGGGUAAAGGGUGAUCGAAUUAUCUGGCCUUCAGAAAGAGGUGCUCCAAAGGGGAAGCACAGAAGAAAAUUGAAGAGUAAACAGGAUCGUGAAAAGGAUGAGAAAAAGGAUGAUGAUAAGCAAAGUAAAUCAAAACGUGGUCGUCCUAGUUUGAAAUCCAUACCAACUGCCAAUUCUCAGCGGAGUUUAUCCAGGACCCCAGGCACCGAGGGGAAAAGUGGCACCAGAAGUGGGCGGAGUAAUGCAUCUGAAUCUUCACCUCUUCUUAAUGGAGUGGAAGGUCUUCCUCGAAGACGCACCAGGCGUAGUUCUGGAAUAUAUGAUUCAGACAAAGCAUCAAAUGGGUCUACCAACUCCUCAGAUGAAAGUGAAUUGGAAGCUGCAGCAAGUAAGUCUGUGAAAGAAGAAGGUGUUUCCAUAAAAGAUGAAGAAGAGAAAUCAGAGGGGAAGAGACUCAAAGAUAGUUGUUUGCAAGAAGCUAAAGAAUUACCAUGUGACGAUGAUGUGAAAGCAGUGCCUGUGAAGCAGGAGACAGAAAAUACACAACCUACAAGCAAUGAUGAGAUAGUGGUGUUUCAAAUUGAAGAUGUACGUAAAGACUUGAUAGAGAGGUCUCCAAAAGGCAAGGGAAGAAGAACUAGAACUCGAGAUAAUUAUUCAGAAAAUAACAAGCCUAUUCUUGCUAAUCACACAGAAGCAACUACUGAGAGUGAACUAAAUACGGAAAAAUUGGUAGUCUUAGAGGACAACCAGCUAGCAACCCCUAGUGCACCUGAAGAAGAAAUUCCAAUUACAGAUACUGCAUUGUCAAAUGAAGUUGUAGAUGAUGAGAAGAAACCAGGGAAAAGAAAAUCUCCAGAACAGUUAACACCUGAUAAAAGGCUUCGGAGGGAUAGUGAAGAUGAAAUGCAAACUGCGAAAGAGGAAGAUACUGAGAAAAAAGAGCUUUUUGGCAGUGAAUGUAAAGAAUAUAAAAUGAUUGAAAGGUUAGAACUUGAAAAUGGUGAUGUUUCUCCAUCAGACAUUGUUACAGGCAUGUGCAUAAAACAAGAAUUGGAAGCUCCCUGUUUAGAAAUUGAAGAGGAUAUUUCAUUGAAAACUGAUGAAGAUACAAUGCCACCGAUUGGGCCUGAAGCUUUAGUUUGCCAUGAGGUAGAUUUGGAUGACUUGGAUGAGAAAGAAAAAAGCAGUAGUGAAGAUAUAGGUGCAGGAAAUUCGAGAUCCAAUUCUCCUGAAUUAGUUAUUGCAGUUGUGUCUACAUCAAUGCAGCAGGUUUUGCCAAUUGCAUCACCCGCACCUGUUCAUCAGGAUGAAGUUCGUAGCGUCAAAAGUGAAAGUGAUAUUACUAUUGAAGUGGACAGUGUUGCUGGUGAAUCACAGGAAGGAUUAUGUGAGAGUGAGUCUGUCAACGGGUUUGAUGCCAGUACGAGCUCAAGUAGCAGUGUCACAGUACAAGAAGCUGAGAACAAGGAUAAAGGUCAGAAAAGAAUAAGCGAUAGCAAUAAUGGGACACCAGCAAAGAAACAAAAGCGUAGCCAUAAACGGUCAAAUGUAUCCAGUAAAAGUGAAAAGAAUGGAACUGGCAACAGCAGUGACAGUGAAGACCUACCAGUCACAGACAACUCUAAUAAAUGCACUCCAGUGAAGACUUCAAAUAAGUCUCAAAAAUUUGGCAGGUCCCCAUCAAGGUUGAUUUCUCCCAACAAUAAAGAUGGCGAUAAAGAUAAAGAGAAAGAUGGAAAUGAUAGUACGUCACCCAGGACUUAUAAAUGGAGUUUCCAACUUGCUGAUCUUAAUAAUCUGACAAGUGCUGAACGGAUAGCUUUCCUACAGGACAAACUACAGGAGAUCAGAAAAUACUAUAUGUCUUUGAAAUCGGAAGUAGCAUCCAUAGAUAGGAGAAGAAAGCGAUUAAAAAAGAAAGAGAGAGAAGUUACACUUGCAGCUCCAGGUACAUCCUCAGCUUCUUCAGAAACUGGAAUGAGUCCCACUUCCUCUUCACCAGCCCAAAACAGUGUGGCAGUAGAAUGCAGGUGAUGAUGCGCCUCCAUACCCUUCCCUAUCCUUUUCCCAGCAGCCUGCUGCCAUGACACAAGUGCUAAAUACCCUGGAACAUUAGCAUAGGAAGCACUCAGCUGAUUGGACUUGAGUAUUAUCAGUAGGAUUCAAGCAAAAGUUUCCCACUCUGCCUGGUUAACUUCCAGUUCCUUUAGCACUGCAAAGCACGAAGUUGAAUGUAAUUUGGAGAUGAGACAUGCUUCACUGAUGACUACUGUCCACUCUAUUACAUGAAAUGGCACUUUGUGGAAGACUCUUGGUGAUUGAAUAAAAUGAAUGUGACCACCUUCCUCUGAAGACACUCACAGAACAAUAACUGCAAUUGAAAAAUAGCUUUGUUGGUAAUGGAACCGAGGGAGCCUAGCCCAGUCAGCUCAGUUCAUAUGUUGGGUUAAUAGUUCCAGUUCAGUCUUAGUUGUGGGAGCAUUAGCUAUCUUGAACUGCCAAAGUACACGGUGAGCAGAGUGCCCUAUUUUGUGUAAUUUGGAAAUGGGACAAAAUAGAUUGUUACAGGAAAUUUAGUGUAUUGAAAACUGAUACUGUAAUGAAAAAGUCUUCCGCUAUAUUGCUGUUGGAUUUUGAGCACAGUUAUGCAAAUGAGAUUUCUUAUUUAAGUUUUGUAAUGUUUACAGUCAUCGGAGAAGUUGGUUUUCAGUAGACUAAUUUCUGUAGCAAGACUAUUUUGUCUCUUUUUAUAUGUAAUUGCAGAGUUUUAUUUUAUUACAAAAAAGUUUCAAAUAUAUCACAACAAUGAAGUUAUUUAACAAAAAAUUUCUAGACCUGAAAAGAAUUUUGUGUAAAAUAAAAAAAUGUAUUAUCUUGCAACUUGUGAAGUAUAUUUAUUCAGACAAGGCAAUGGACAUAAUACUUGUAUUUUUUAUGUAUUUUUAAAACAAGAAAGAAAGAUAUUUUCAGACUUGGUUCGGUUUUCCAGGUUUGUUCGCUUUAAUUUACGAGAUGUUACAAACCUUGAAUUAUAAUUUCAGUCAUUUCAAAAGCAGGUUCGCUUUCCUGAAUUACAAACCUUGUAGAGUCCAGUUGGCUAGCUUUGUGGUCACACUGCCUAAUGGUAAAAUGUGUAUUAUUUGCCCCGUUAAACAAAGUUGGUUGGUCCAACAUUUAAGUCUAUGCCAAGUUGUCUACUAUCUUCAAUUCAAUUACAAUGUUUGGGAAAAACAAAUGUAGCACAACUACUACAAGGAGUGACGGUUACCGUUAGGUGGCUGUGUUGUAUUUCCAGAUCAUGGACAAGGCCAUGGUGUCUCCAUUGCAUACUUUGUAUAUAUUAACUCUUCCAGAACCAUGUAUUUAAAGAUACAGUUUGCACAUAUAUUGUGUACAGAUGUGAUUAUUUUAUCAAUUUUUAUCCACACGUACUGUACAUUGUAAGGAAUUGGUGUCCCUUCCCAAUGUUUAAUAUACUGUAGAGUAAUAGUGUGAAUGCUCUAGACUGUUUGUAUAUUAUGAUACUGUGGUUCAGAACAGCAGUGGGCCUGAGAUGGAUUGUAAUAGUAUUCCAUAGAACUGCUAACAAAUCAAUGUCCAUUCAUUUUAUGUUUGAGAUUUUUUUUGUAUUUCUUGACAGCGUGGAGUUGUAGUAGUUAUUACAAUGGAUUUUUUUUUCUUCCACAUGUAACGGAAGAGAAUAAUUUGACAAUGGCUUAACUUUCUAAAAGCAGAGCAUUUUUUUCCUCUCCACUUGCAAAACUGGUGUAUUGUAAUGUGAAAUAAAAUGGAGCUCCGUACAGAAUUUAAUAAA